AUGCCUGUCAUCAACCUUGGCCCGUUCGGCCGCUUCGAAAUCACUCGGCAAACGACGCCAGCAGAACCACUUCUGCCAGUACACAAGGACUCAAGCGUCAUCGACAUCGACGAUAAGCCUCAACCUUACACUGCACUGCCUACAGCACCCUCGGCCAUCACGAACCCCUUGGAAUCUCAGCUUCACCAACAUCACGACCUGACGAACCGAAAGACGGCAGACGAAGUAGAAUGGACUAGCUCAGCUAGGGCAGAGAAGCCUGCAUGCCGCGUGCGACAGCUGCGGCGCUAUCUGAUCGAGAUCGUGGCGCUGACUCUAGGUGCGGAUUUUGACCAGCUGAAUGUUGCGUUGUACAACGACAAGGACAUUACUGGGACAAAUUCUAUCCUUUCCGCCAUCGAGCGUGACGAGCUGUUCGCCCUCUCAUGCCUCGUGAAGAGAGUCCACGAUACCCAUGUAAACAAGCUCGCCAUCAACGAACAAGACCGACAACACAUUCUCGACACGAUCACACAUCCGGCCGACGACAUAGACAGCUGGGGCCUGAGAAGUUGCGUCAUGGAUCUCAUCGCCUGGUACGGCGAACCUCUUACGCGCCCCAUCCCUUGGGCUGAAACUGUGCCCAACUAUUUCAGAAUUCAUCAUGCAUCUUCCGGGUCGUACAUUGGCGAACUCCCAGUAGCUUUAAUGAGGAGUCUUGGUUCUUUUAUAACGCGUAUUGCGAUGAAAGAAGAGGUGGGAACUGUGCUUGUACAGGCCUUUGAGGCAUGUUGCCAGCGUGAGGGCUAUGGUGAAGUUGUUCCUGGGGACCAAUACACUCCUAUCAGGUUCAAGUAUUUAGACCUAUACUUCAAAGUCUUCUACUCGCGGCGAGUUUUGUUACAAGAAAAGGUAUGUCAGAAAUGGUAUGGAAGCAAGUGGGGAGAUUGCGUGUGCGGAAAGAAGGCUCCAUUGGACGAGGCAGCACACGCAGUCAUGAGUGAAGAGCAAUUCCAGGCGGAACUUUUGAAAAUAGCGACGGCUGGGGAUGCAUUGGAGGUCAUAACGCGUGCAAGUAGCUUGCUCAGCCGCCUUUCACGCCGGUGA
Molecule: messenger RNA, 1086 nt
Organism: Parastagonospora nodorum SN15
Lineage: Eukaryota; Fungi; Ascomycota; Dothideomycetes; Pleosporales; Phaeosphaeriaceae
Exons: 1
Coding region: 1-1086 (361 amino acids)
Source: RefSeq, a predicted model, not a curated record